AUGUCCGGCGGAGAGAAGAGAGCGAGGGAGGAGGUGGAGGCGUUGCUGGCGCAGACGAAGCUGCCUGCAAAGAAGGAGAAACGGGUGAAGGACCAGAUUAGGGCCAUCGCCAACAACACAUGUGGGGAGAUAGCAGACUUGGAUGAUGAUGGCCUCGGCGACAUUGGGGCGCGUGCGGUGGCCGAGGCGCUCAAGGACAACACCUGCCUCAAAACGCUCUUCCUGCACAACAACUCCAUCGGCGAUGAGGGCGCGGUGACGUUGGCGGAGAUGCUGAAGCACAACACGACCCUCGAAAGACUCGACCUGAGUGAGAACUCCAUCGGCCCUGAGGGCGCCGUGGCGUUGGCGGAGAUGCUGAAGCACAACACGACCCUCACAGCACUCGACUUGUAUAACAACUCCAUCACCCCGGUUGGCGGUGCGGCGCUGGGUGCCGCACUGGACCAGAACCGCACCAUGUCUCGGCUUGAGAUCAAAUACAACUCCACCGCCACUGCCCGCGCCUUUGGUGCCGCGCUGCCCGUCAACCGAGAACUCGACACAUACUGGUUUGGCGACGGUGAGGGCAGGGCCGCCUUUAACGAAGCACGCGCGGAGAAGAAGCGGCAGCAUGAGCAACUGUUUGCCGCCUGCAGGGAUGGCGACGCUCCAGCUGUCACGUCCCUCAUCGAACAGGACAAUGCAGACAUCAACCAACAGGACAAGCAGGGCGACACGCCGCUACAUGUUGCCUGCAGGCACAACCAACCCGCCAUUGUGAAGCUGCUCCUCGAGAAGGGCGCAGACGCUUCCAUCAAGAACAAGAAGGGAGAGACGCCCUACGAUGUGGCACAAGCCAACGGCCACGCUGCCAUCACCAGCAUCCAAGGGCUGAAGCCAGGCGGCAAGCCUUCGGAGCAACCACAACAGCAACAGCAACCGCAACAAGAGCCACCUGCGCCCACUCCUGCCGCCGGACCGAAGCAAGAAGAACAAGCAGCGCAAGACCCCGAGCAGGCGCGCAGGGAGCGCCUCCAGCAGCACAUGCGGGAGAUCAUUGCGCGCUUCAACGCGACCAUGGCUAGCAGGGCCAAGCUCAUCUUCAUAGGCCAAGGGCGCGCCGGCAAAACCAGCACGUUUCACUCGCUCAUGGGUCACAUGUUCAACAAGCACGAGCACUCCACGCAUGGCGUUGCCUCAACCGACCUCACCGUCAUUGUCGAAUCAAUGGACGUUCACGACUGGCAGGAGCUGGAUGCGGAGAUCUCGGAGUUGAUGCGCAGCCUCUGCGGCACGGCGCUGGCGCAGGAAUCCGGCGUGGACUUACAAAUGAAGCAGGCGAUGAUGAAGGUAAAGGCAGACCUGAAGAGCCGCAUCACCCAACACCAUCAGCAACAACGGCAGCAGGAAGCCGAGAAGGCAGAGAAAGCAACGGCUGCCAAGCAGAAGCAGAAGCAGUUACAGAAUGCAAAGGAGACGCGGCCACGGCCAUCCUCCCGCACGUCAUCAUCGACCGUCCCAAAGCCCAGCAAGACGUCUCAGAUGUCAGCAUCUGCGCCCACGAAGCAGGCCACCCUAAACCCUUCCAGCCAAAGUGAUGCUGCUGCGCGUGACAACAGCAGCAGCACCACGCCCGGCAUGUCUGCUGAGGAAAUGGAGAAAGCGAUCAAGGAGUUCAACAUGGAUGCCGUCAUGGGCGAGGGCAAAGCGCGGGUCACGUUCAAGAUCUUUGACCUGGGUGGCCAGUCCACCUUCUACAUCUUCCACCCUUUCUUCCUCACAAAGUACGCGGUGUACCUGCUGGUGUUCUCGAUGGAGGACCUGUUGCACCAAGAUGAGAGCCAUCGGGCAGAGGCGUGGGAAUUUAUGGAGCACUGGCUCUCCUCCCUCCACCUCCACGCCAAGGGCGCACCCGUCCUCAUCGUCGGCACCUUCGCUGAUGUGGUCAGUCAGCGGAAGCAACAUGAGCAGAUCUCACGCGACAUCCACAGUCGCCUGCGCCACAACCCAGCCUUUCCUGGUGUCAUUCACAACGACAAGCAUGGCCUGUGGUUCUGGCCCGUCGACAACACCAAGUCCAUUCACGAUCCCAUGAUCCAGGACCUGCGCCAGACCAUCUCCUCCACAGCACUGGCGCAGGAGUACGUGAGCCAGGAGGUAGCUGUGCCAUACCUCCAUCUCUAUGACAAGCUCAACGCCAUCGCCCGCGACGAGAAGCGACCGCUGCUCACCUUUGACGAGGUGGUGGCGAUUGCGCGCACCUGUGGGCUGCGCACACGUGAGGAGACGAAAGCCUGCCUUCAGUUCCUGCACCUCUACUCCAUGGUGCUGUACUUUGACAGCGUGCCGGGCAUGGAGGACUAUGUGAUCCUGAGUCCGCAGUGGGCGGUGGACACGAUGACGCGCGUUAUCCGAAACUUUGAUCUGCAUCACGACGUGCGUGAUGGUGAGGCGAGGGCCGUUGGCGCCAACGUGUGGGACGACCUCGUUGACCGCGGUAUCCUGCACCGUCGUCUGCUGGAGGUGUUGUGGAAGGAUUUGGAAGGUGGCACGAUUGAGCCCUUCCUCCAACUCAUGAUGGAGUACGGGUUGUGUAUCCAGUACACGGCGCCAAUGGUGCUGCUGACCGGUCCUCAACAGCAACAACAACACCACCAACAGUACCUCGUCCCAGCAAUCCUGCCGAUGACCUUGGAGGAUGAACAGGCGUCAUCAGUCUCGCUGAGCACGGCAGCAGCACAGCAAGCCAAUCCGUAUGUUGGAUAUGAGGAGAAGACGGCCUACGUCGCCUUCAGCCUGACGCAGUUCAAGAGGGGUGUGAGCGUCAAGAUUGCAGACACGCAGCAAGCCUCCUUCCUGCCAGAGGGCCUGUUCCCAAUGGUGUUGGCACGCGUGAUGGCACACAUGCAGCACGGUGCAACGGAACCGCCCAUGUUGAGCCGCACAGACGCCGUGAUCUUCAUGGAUGCUGCUGAGAUCGAGAUGCAGCUCGUGCCGGCUGUCGGCGGCAUCAAGAUCAAGGUCAUGGCUGCACGUCCUCGCACGCUGCUGCACAUGCUGUACGACACCAUCACAACAGCUGUCACGCAGCGCUACCCCGAGCUCAAGGCCACGUUGCUGCUGCCAUUCAGUGACACGAGACUGCUGUUCUUCGAGGACGUGCACACCCACCACAUGAACAAGAAAGCGCUUCGCGUUGGCCGCUCACAGCUGCUGUCACCAGGGGAUCUGGUCGCCAAAUAUGGUCCACUCUUGCCAGUUAUGGGUCAGCAGGACAAAUAUGAUGCCUUCAUCAGUUACAGGCAACGCGGCAACCGGGGUUUGGUGAUGACAUUGUACCCAAAGUUGGAGCAGCACGGACUGGUAACCUUUGUGGACGCCAACAACUUGGAGACAGGCGUCAACUUCAAGCACGCGUGCAUGACAGCCCUGCACAACAGUACUGUCGCCUGUCCCGUCGUUUCCGUGGGUGCCAUCCAUCAGAUGCGCUCGCUCGGCCACACUGACACGUGCGACAACGUCUUGUUGGAGUGGAUGGCGAUGCUAGAGCUGCAGCAGAUUGCUCGCCAGCAUCCAGACAAGAUCCACCUCCGCCGCAUCGUUCCGCUCUUCAUUGGCAGUGGCUGGCACGACAGCAGUCACCAUGUUAUGAGCAGGGCAGAGGUGAGCGAGUACGACUCGUUUGACCGCCUGAAGCGGCUGGCAACGAAGCUGCCGGAUGUUGUGAGUGAGGAGAUGGCAGCAGAGCUCGACCAGUUCUUUUCGCAAGUGCUGCACCUGCCACCGCCCCAGCAGCACAAGAGCGUGCGCAAAGUGGUGCUGUCUCUGUUUGACAUUGACGCAGUGAUUGCGAUGGAUGCCGGCGUGGACCACACGUCGCAGCUGCACGACAUUGCGGAGAAGGUGCGCCAGGUCGCCGUCUCCGCCAGGAGCAAGGAGCAAGCAGCGCAGGGACCAACAACUGCACGUCGUUCCACGCAGUCGUCCUUCUCCUUCUCCUCCUCCGAAACUCCUGGCAGGCUGCUGCCUGCCACUCCAUCGUCCUCGUCCUCAAGCUCAUUUGAGCCCAAGCUGAUUCAAUGGCUCAACCGCCACUCGCUGCUGCCGCACGUCGAAUCUGUGCUGAUGGAGCACGGCAUUGACACGUUGGAGGUGCUGGCGGCGCUGGUCCAGGAGGGAGAGCUGACGAUGCAAACCCUAAAGGCGGCGAGUGUGCCGAUGGGUCCCGCCAUGAAGCUGAUUCGGGAGGCAAAGAAGUGUGACGUGGACAGUUCUGUGUAGUGUGACGCGUUAUCGGCCCUGUUACCUCUCAUGUUUGCCGUUGUUGUUCUGCGCUGAGUUACUUCUGCCCUUCCGUCUUUACGCCUUUCAAUCAUUCCAUGUGCCCGACUGUCGUAGACCACCGCUUGCAGCGCUUCUGUCCCCUGUUUCUCCUCCUCUCACUCCUUGCCGACGUGGCGCCAAGGCGUGCUUCUUGUUGCUCUGCACCUUCCGUGCUUUCGUUGCCCCUCCUGUGUCAUGCCGCCACUUGUUGCUGCACCUUUGUUCCACAAUACAUCCUCCUUCGAUUCAGA
Messenger RNA from Salpingoeca rosetta, 4556 nucleotides. RefSeq lists its product as uncharacterized. The transcript has 14 exons. The record is from RefSeq and is a predicted model, not a curated record. Lineage: Eukaryota; Choanoflagellata; Craspedida; Salpingoecidae. Gene Ontology annotation, cellular component: perinuclear region of cytoplasm; cytosol; nucleus. Gene Ontology annotation, molecular function: small GTPase binding; GTPase activator activity. Gene Ontology annotation, biological process: activation of GTPase activity; nucleocytoplasmic transport; signal transduction. Bases 1 to 4263 code for a protein of 1420 amino acids.